Mytilus trossulus (common blue mussel) is the source of this 2057-nucleotide messenger RNA. RefSeq lists its product as uncharacterized. The transcript has 7 exons. The record is from RefSeq and is a predicted model, not a curated record. Lineage: Eukaryota; Metazoa; Mollusca; Bivalvia; Mytilida; Mytilidae. The coding region runs from base 221 to 1840 and encodes 539 amino acids. Gene Ontology annotation, cellular component: cytoplasm; plasma membrane.
UUUGGAAAUCCAGUUUGUCACAUUUUAUGAAUGGCUGAAUUCCGAGAACGAUCAGCAGGAUUAGGAAGUUGACAUCAUGUGUCGGUUUGACUUAUCACUGAGUGGAAGCCGCAAGGUUCAAAGAGGAUAAUGCAAGGGUCAUAUUUUAAAUCCUUGUGAAGAAAAUAGAUAAAAUGUGACUAAAUUUAGACGAUAGCAGGCACAAAUUUAAUAUCAAAAGAUGUCAAAAACUGGAGCUGAUCUUCCACUAGUAGUAGCGGCGUCACAUUUGGUUAAUGCCUCCAUGAAAGGCUAUCUGGAAAAGAAGAGACCAAGUAAAAAGUUGCUGUCUAUAAAAUAUCAGCGUAGAUGGUGUUUGGUUUACGGGAAUUUAUUUCUGUACUAUGAUUCUCCAGAGGAUAAAGCACAGAAAGGAGGGUUUUCUCUUGAAAGUUAUCGAUUUUUACAUAGUCCAGGGCACAGUCCAUUCGGGUUUUCAUUGGUCAGUCAACUUAAACGAAAAUUUGAGUUCAUGGCUCCUAGCAAAGAUGAAUAUAUAAAUUGGGAGAACGCAAUUAAGAAAGGCAUUGCACUUACUCGGAGACAAAACGAACCUUUAAAGGUAAAACCAAUGCAAACAACCAAGGAUGAUCAGGAUCUGUAUAAAAAACAUGCGAAUUUAGAAAAGAUAUCAACAAUGCCGAAUAUGAAAAUUCCUGAGCGGCCGAGAAUUCCUCCAAAUACAUAUGUAAGUCCUAAAAGCAUUGGAGCCAAAACUUUCCCUGAAAAAACGAAAGCACAAACUAAUAAUAUUACCAAUUCACCUAAAAUAUUGGAGAGAAAAGCGAUGGCGAUGCAGGAGGCAUCCAAAUAUGAUUUAUACAUCAAGGGAAACAAAACAUCAGGUAGUGAAAGUGAUUCUGAUAGUGAUGGUGAUGAUGGUUAUAUUAAAACCGCAAAAUUAAAUCUUCCAAAGAUCCCAAUCAAACACACAGAAAACACGCCGAUAGACGACACGAAAGAUUACACACAAGAUGACUAUAUGAUAGUACUUCCGAGUCUUCCUCCGGAUAAAAGUGUUAAAGUGGAAAGUCCUUAUGUUGAGUUCAAGUCAGAUGAAACUGAUAGUCAAGUGGAUGGAAAAAUAGAAAAAAUAUACAGCAGUGUCAAAAACCCUUCUAUUGGAUUAAUAAAGCAGAUGUCCGAAUCGGACUACGCAAUUGUUGAUCAUACCCUUCGGAAGGAUGACGACAGUAACGCGGUAAAUACAAGAAAUCCCUCUAUUGGAUUCAUUCAGCAGCGUUCGGAAUCAGAUUACGCCUCUGUUGAUCAUUCUGUUUUGAACAACAAAGACGAUGUUGUUAAAGGUUCUAGAAACCCUCAAAUUGGAGGAAUUAAACAAAGAUCAGAGUCUGAUUAUGCAUCCGUUGAUAGUGUGACUCUUCUUAGAAAAAAUCCUCCUUGUAGAAAAGCUGAACAAAGUUCUAAUUCAGGAUAUGUUACCGUUGAUCACUAUGGCGCGGUCAACAAUCCGGACAGUGACGAAGCAGAUUCAGAUGAUGACUAUGAGAACCCACAUACUGUUAUUGAUUAUACUAGCUUGCCUAAUUUGCAUUUACCACAAAACAAAGUGCAAUCAGUGUCAUCUUCGUCUACGGAAUCAGAGUCCGAUGAUUCUGAGGAUGAUUACAUGAAACCGGGAAGUCCUCUUAAGCCCAUUACAAACAACAAUCAGCAGGUCAACGAUAUUAGUUAUUUAAGUAGUGAAUCUUCAGACACGGAUGACCAGCUGUCAGAUCCAGCAUCAGUACCCAUUACUGUACAAAAAGUAUUCGAUCCUAUUUAUGAAAAUUUUGCGUAGUAAAACAAAACAGUUAUUAAAUACGGGCAUGGCAUAAAUACAAAAUAUGUGCAUUGGAAAGUUUUACAAAGGUAUAAACCCUUUUUAUUGGCCAAUUAGGCUUUUCAUAUGUACUAGUAUGAGUUCGAUAUGUCAUAAGUACAUGUAUGAGUAAAAAGUUUUUUAUGUGCAUGUAAGUGUUUUAUGUACAAUAUUUAUUAAAGUUUAAUGUUCAAUA